Messenger RNA from Arctia plantaginis, 1431 nucleotides. The record is from the annotation of a GenBank genome assembly. NCBI's taxonomy places the organism in Eukaryota, Metazoa, Arthropoda, Insecta, Lepidoptera, Erebidae.
AUGUUUAACCAGGCAGUGUUCAACCUUCACGAAGCUAGUAAAGAUCAAGUUCAAGAAUUUUUAAACUCUUUUGAUACAGUUUUAACUGAUUGUGACGGUGUUCUAUGGAUAGACAAUAAUGUCCUUCCUGGUUCAGCUGAUGCAAUGAAUUAUUUCCGAGAGUUAGGAAAGAAAAUAUUUUAUGUAACAAAUAAUUCAACAAAGAUUCGUAGUGAAUUUGCUAGUAAAGCUCAACAAAUGGGCUUUAUAGCAUCACAGGAUGAAAUUCUUUCUACUGCAUACUUAGCAGCACAUUACCUGAAGGGUAUUGGCUUUACAAAAAAAGUGUAUUUGCUGGGUUCUAACGGAAUUGGUGAGGAAUUAAAAGCUGUUGGCAUUAGACACAUUGGUGUAGGGCCUGACCCGGUAAAACCGGACUAUAGAGCAAUGAAGGAAUCCGAUUUAGAUCCCGAAGUUGGUGCUGUAAUUGUGGGCUUUGACGAGCAUGUCAGUUACCCCAAGUUUAUGAAAGCUGCUUCGUACUUAGCAUCCAAAGAUUGUCUGUUUAUAGCAACAAACACUGAUGAGAGAUUUCCAAGGCCUGGUUCUGUUAUCGAACCGGGUUGCGGAACUUUUGUUAAAGCAGUAGAAACAUGUUCCGGUAGACAGGCAUUAGUGCUUGGAAAGCCAAAUGAUUACGUAAAAAAGUAUCUAGAAACUUAUGGCUUGAAUCCUGCUCGAACUUUGAUGAUUGGAGAUAAAUGUAGCACUGACAUUGAGUUUGGUGUUCGCUGUGGUUUCCAGACACUCCUCGUCCUAUCUGGAGUUACGUCUAGCAAAGAACUAGAAAAGCUUCGCCGUGAGAACACGCCACCGCUACCCGAUGUUGUCUUACCUAAACUAGGCGAUCUUCUCUCUAUUCCUGAUCCCGUAAAGCCGGACUACAAAGCAAUGAACCCAUCAGAUCUAGACCCUGAAGUUGGUGCUGUAGUUGUAGGUUUUGACGAACAUGUCAGUUAUCCCAAGUUCAUGAAAGCUGCCUCCUACUUAGCGUCUGAAGAAUGUCUGUUCGUAGCAACAAAUACUGAUGAAAGAUUUCCGAGGGGUGGUUCUAUUGUUGUACCUGGUACUGGAACAUUGGUACGAGCUGUUGAAACUUGUUCAGACAGAAAGGCAUUUGUGGUGGGAAAGCCACAUGACUACGUGAGAAAGUAUCUUGAAUCUUGUAACCUGAAUCCGGCUCGGACUUUAAUGAUUGGAGAUAGAUGUAACACAGACAUUGAGCUCGGUGUGCGCUGUGGUUUCCAAACACUUCUUGUCCUUUCCGGUGUUACUUCUAAUAAAGAUCUGGAGAAGUUGCGCAGUGAAAGGACGCCACCACUACCCGACGUUGUCUUACCAAAACUAGGAGAUUUACUCUCUAUAGUAUCACCAACGAACGGUUCCUUGUAG